GUUACCCUUGCUUCAGCCUUGAAGGAGGCCACCGCCACGGAGAAUUAUGAAAGAGAGGAGCUUGAUGCCAGUCGCAAGGCCACUAAGCCACAGAUAGAAGUUGCGCAUGCCAUGGACGAGCUAGAGGCUACUCCAAGCCAGAGCCCAGUCCGUGGGGUUGAGUCGGUGCGUCAGGCCUGCACAGUGCACAGAGAUCGCCGAGGCAGUUGCCCAGGUUGUGGCGGAAACCAUGAAAGGAAGAGUUGUCGUUUCAGGGAUGCUAUCUGCCGGACGUGCGGAAAGACGGGUCACAUCGCCAGGGUCUGUAGAUCGGCGGCGUCGGGAGCGACAGGAGCACCUAGACUGGAGCAUCGCAGACCGCCCACAGCAACUCGUUUUCUAAAGGACUGCCACUACGUAACGGAGAUCAAUGGGAGGGCCGUGCAGUUUCCAGCGCAAGGCAAGGCACACGUCAAGGUGAAGAUUGAGGGUCAGCAGUGCGACAUGGAGGUGGACUCCGGAUCUGCAUUCACCAUCGUGUCAGACCAGACCGCGAAGACAUUCUUCCCCAGGGGUAAGUUGCCCCCUCUGGAGCCCUUUCCGGCAACCUUGCAGUCGUACUCAGCAGGCCGCAUCCAUGUUAUGGGAAUGUGUGCCGUGAGAGUACAGUUCCGGGACAAACAGGCUGUACUCAAACUGGUGAUUGCGAAGGGCAGUCGCCCCAGUCUCCUGGGCACUGACUGGUUCCCUGCCCUGGGACUGAGUAUCUCAGGGCUUAAUUCAAUCCAAACCUGCCCUGAGAUGAGCGAGGUAUUAUGCAAGGAAUUUGCUGGUCUCUUUAAUGGAAAACUGGGUUGUUAUAAAGGGCCCCCAGUUGACUUCGAGUUGGACCCCGGGGUGGCUCCAGUCCGACUCAAACCAAGGCGAGUCCCAUUUGCACUGCAACCCAAGAUCGAGGCAGAGCUGGAUAAAUUGGUCAAGCAGGGAGUUCUCUCACCCGUGGACUCUGCUAAGUGGGAGACUCCAAUCGUCACGCCCCUUAAAGCAAAUGGGGAAGUCAGGAUAUGUGCAGAUUACAAAUGUACUAUCAAUAAGGCACUCAGGGGAAACUCAUACCCCAUUCCAGUUGUAUCACAUCUGUUGGCUAAACUGGCUGGGGGCAAGGUGUUCGCCAAAAUUGACCUGGCACAAGCUUACCAACAGCUGCCAGUAACCCCACAAUCAGCGGAAGCACAGACUAUUGUCACACAUAAAGGGGCGUUCAGAGUUAACAGAUUACAGUUCGGAGUUUGUGUGGCCCCAGGGAUUUUUCAAGGGCUCAUGGAACGCCUGUUAAGAGGUCUGCCGGGGGUCUUGCCAUUUUUUGAUGACGUUUUGAUUGCUGGAAAAGACCCACAGGAACUGGUUGCGCGUGUCCGUGCAGUGUUGCUCAAGUUCAAGGAGGUGGGGUUGCAACUGAAAAAGGAAAAAUGCAGUUUUGGGGUGCCAACGGUGGAUUUCUUGGGGUUUAAAAUUGAUGCGUCAGGCAUCCACCCCACAGAUGCUAAGAUUAAGGCCAUCAUCGAGGCACCACGACCACAGAACAAGACGGAGUUGCAGUCAUUCCUGGGACUUAUUAACUUUUAUCAUUCGUUCUUACCCCAGAAAGCUUCGGUAGCUGAACCAUUACAUAGACUAUUGCAGAAAAAGAAUGUGUGGCGAUGGGGGCGGGAGCAGCAGAAGGCUUUUGACUCCUUGCGAGGAAUGCUGAGUAGCAGGAGCGUCCUUGCUCAUUAUGAUGAGUCAAAGCCGCUGGUCCUGGCAUGUGAUGCCUCUCAAUACGGUCUGGGGGCUGUGCUGAGUCAUAGGGAACCGGAUGGGUCGGAAAAGCCCAUCUCUUUCUAUUCCCGUACGUUGUCGCCCACGGAGCGCAACUAUGCUCAAAUUGAUAAAGAGGCACUGGCUAUUGUGUCCGGAAUCAAAAGGUUCUAUGAUUAUUUGUACGGUCGCCAAUUCUCCAUUGAAACGGACCACAAACCACUGUUAGGGUUGUUCAACCCAAACAAACAAACGCCACAAAUUCUCUCCCCCAGAAUGUUGCGUUGGUCAAUAUUCCUGAAUGGGUUCCAGUACACCUUGACCCAUGUGCCGGGGAAACAAUUGUGCCAUGCUGAUGCGCUGAGUCGCUUGCCCCUUCCUGGCGGGAGCAAUGAGGAUCCUGCUCCGGCGGAGCACAUUAUGAUGCUAGAAACACUUCCGGGGGCUCCUGUAACAGCUACGGAUAUAGCUGAGAAAACGAGGAAAGAUGCUGUUCUCUCCCGUGUGCUCACUUGGGUGGGGAGGGGGUGGCCAGGUGGUCCGCAUGAAGAAAAAUUCAGGCCUUAUGCGACAAGGCAGCACGAAUUGUCCAUGCAUAAGGGUUGUCUCCUAUGGGGAGAUAGGGUGAUCAUCCCAGCACCACUGAGAAACAGGGUUCUUGAGACGCUUCACAUGGGACACCCGGGAAUGGUCAGGAUGAAGUCGCUAGCCCGAUGUUAUGUGUGGUGGCCUGGAAUGGACCAGAACAUAGAACAAUGGGUACGAACAUGCAAGGCAUGCCAAGAGGUGCGGCCAGAAGUGGCCAGAGCACCAGUCCACUGGUGGGAGCAGUCCAGGACUCCCUGGAGCCGGCUGCACAUAGAUUUUGCGGGGCCAUUCCAAGGGAAGGUCUUUUUGGUUAUCGUUGAUGCAUAUUCCAAAUGGUUAGAAGUGGCGAUGGUCCCUAGCAUGGCAUCAGCUGCCGUAAUCAAGGUGUUGAGGCAGCUGUUUGCUACCCACGGGUUACCUGAGACCAUUGUAUCAGAUAAUGGGGCAGCUUUUGUAUCCCAAGAAUUCAGGGCAUUCUUGGCUGAUAACUUCAUAAGAGGGGUCACAUCCGCGCCCUUUCACCCAUCCUCCAAUGGGCAGGCUGAGCGCAUGGUAAGAACAGCCAAAGAAUCCAUUGCGCGCUUAAUGGAGGGUAACUGGUCGGCUCGCAUUGCGCGAAUGCUAUUUUUGCAGCAUGCGACGCCGUGUACUGCGACAGGCAAGUCGCCAGCCGAGCUACUCUUAGGUAGAAGACUGGUAACGGUGCUGGAUUAUGUCCACCCAGAUAAAAUGCCAAACCGUAAUUCAAGAGCAACCCCCCAGGCUGAGACUGACACAACAAGGUAUCUCGCCCCUGAAGAUCUGGUCUGGGUGAGGAACUAUUCACGAGGUCCGCGGUGGGUGGCUGGUGUGAUCACCCGGGCUAGUGGACCUGUGUCCUAUUAUGUGACCUUGGAAAAUGGGCAAGUUUGGAAGAGACAUAUAGAUCAGCUGAGGCGCCGGGCGCUCAGCAGGGAGGAGUCAGAUAAUUCAUCACUGGCUAAUGACGCACAGCUGCGAGACCAGAGUGAAAAUGGUCCAGAGGUGCAGUCACCAGGGGCUUCAGCAAAUGAACCAGGGUCUGCUAGUCCUCAUGAUGACGAGGUACAGGUUGGGGACCCUGAGAUGUCUGGGACUCUAUCUCUGCUUCAGCACAACUCAGCUACAGGACAACUCAGCUUCCGAAUUCCACCCCUUCUCCCCACCUAUAUUUACACUCGUGAGGAACCUGUCUAG
This is a messenger RNA of Zootoca vivipara (common lizard), 3579 nucleotides long. The record is from RefSeq and is a predicted model, not a curated record. NCBI's taxonomy places the organism in Eukaryota, Metazoa, Chordata, Lepidosauria, Squamata, Lacertidae.